AUGCCACAGAUUAUACCUGGUGGAAGACCAAGAGCUUCUUCUGAUGGAGAUAUCCUAAAUGACAGUUUUUGUGGUGAACUCUACGUAAAUUUAGACGAGCGUCCGAGCGAGGUUGCCCGGAAAAGUCUCCCUCAGGAUUCAUUGAUUGUAAACAGAGGUACUGCGAACGCAGGUGAAUACCUUGGCAUUUGUAACGACGCUUUCGACAGCGACGGAGAAAACAGUUCAAACAGUCAGGCUAGUUUGGGGAGGUCGCAGAGAAAGGGUAUUUUUUUCAAAUCAAUGCGAAAGGCUGUAAGUCGUGCAUUUGUUAAUAAGGAUUCUCCAAAACCUUACGACGCAUCCUUGAAAAAGCAACACGAGAAGCAAACCGCGACAAGACCUGUUGAUCGCGACCCCAGUAAGGUAUGGACACCGGACUUGAAACACUUAGGAUCUAGUACUAAAUCCAAUGGCCUCGAUGCCUCAGAUAAUGACAACAUGUCUACAUCACGACCGUUGAUUACGGAAUCCAACGCGGGGCCUAUUGUCCCAAAAUGGAAGAAAACGCCAGGCACCAUUGGGAUAUACAACCACGGCAACAGUUGUUUCAUGAACUGUGUUCUUCAGUGCUUGAGCAACACAGAUUCAUUUACCGAAUAUUUUAUUCGAGAUUUUUACAAGAAUGAUUUAAAGAAUAGUUCAAAUGGAAAGAAGGGUGUGUUUCGAUCAAACCAGGGUGAAGUAACAGAGCAACUAGGGAUCCUGUUAAAAUCUCUGUGGUCAGGGAAGUAUACCAGUGAGGUGUCAAAGGAGUUCAAGGCUGUUGUUGGUAAAUACAAUAGUCAGUAUAAGGGGGAUCAUCAGCAUGAUGCUCAAGAAUUCCUGCUCUGGCUUUUGGACCGUGUUCACGAAGAUGUGAGCACCUGUAGCAGAAAGAAAGUCAAGCCUCAGAAAACUCCUGUAUUGAAGUCGGAUGAAGAGUUAGCAGCAGAAGCUGCAGCAGUCAACGGGGAGAGCUUUAUACUCAAGCUCAGCACAUUUGAUCCCUAUCUGUGUGUGUCCCUGCCUCUGCCACAGAAAUGUCCUCGCACCGUUUACGUCGUUGUAGUCUCCUCGGCUUCCCAUUACUUCCACGAAGUGAAAAUGGCCAUCACUUUGAACCAGUAUGAUGGAGUGAAGGAAUUAAGAGAACGUGUGUCAUCUGAAGCGAAGAUUCCUUCAAAACAGUUGCUGUUGGUGCAGCUGAAGGAGGAUGGCUUCGGUUCCACUUACAGCGAUGAGGAGCCCAUCUCUGACAUACCAGAGAAUGAGCUGGUGUAUGCCAUCGAAACCUAUUCAGAGGAUGCUAGCUUGCAGAGCUCUCUCCAGGAGUUUGAGACCCCCACCUGUCAGCUGUUGGUGGUGCACACAGAGGUCCAGAGUGGGGCAGCUCGAAGUCAUCGCUUUGGGAGCCCAGCAGUGUUGAGAGUACGCAGAGACAUUACCUGGAAGAACCUGCAAAAGGAAAUACUACUAAAAAUGGAGGGCUGCGUAUGUGAAGAAAUUUUGUCCCAAACUCAGAAAUUGAGCAAUCUGUUUAUGUUGAGAAUCUGUGAUGGAACAACACGUAAGAACUACCUGCCUUCUGAUGUUGACCUCCCUCUGUACACCCAGUCUGCUGAAAGAGCGUAUACAUGUUUGGAUGAAGACUUUGGCCCUCCUCAUAUAAAGAUUGUGGCUGAAUGGGACCAGCAGACCAAGAAAACGGUUAUUGUGGAUGACAAAGAGCAUAUAGAAACUCAUCCAUCAGUGGCAGAAGCACAGAACAACACCCCUAGUCAGGUCACUGUUUCGUUGGAUGAAUGUUUCAGGCUCUACACUCAGGAAGAGAAGUUGAUUGGUGAUGAUGCCUGGUUGUGCCCCCAUUGUAAACAGCAGCAGCAAGGAACUAUUAAAACCCUGAAGCUGUGGUCAUUGCCUGAUGUUCUCAUACUACAUUUAAAGAGAUUCAAACUGAGUGGCAGUAGUAGAAGCAAGUUAAAUACUUUGGUGGAGUUUCCAGUUGAGAACUUGGAUAUGUCUGCUCACUUGACGCAUCGAAAUCAGACACACCCUCUUAAGCGUGACGAUUACUGCUAUGAUCUUCUGGGUGUGAGCAAUCACUAUGGCAAUAUGGCUGGAGGUCACUACACAUCUUAUUGCCGCAGUUCUAUCGAUGGAGAAUGGAGAGAGUUUAAUGAUACUAAAGUUCGUACCUUAGAGGGACCGGUGGCUACAAAAGAAGCUUACUUACUCUUUUACCAGCGCCGCGCUCUAAGCAAAGAAAUAAAUCAAAGAAUAUUUACAGGGGAUCAUUGGGUAUUUACCUUGUCUUUUGCACCCUCUGAAGCGGUUGAAGAGAAGCCAGCUACUAGUGAAACUUGGAGUGCAGAUAUUAAUAAUCAUCCACGGCGUUCCAGAUCAAGAUCUGCAUCACCUUCUGCCCAUCGACAGACUGACAAAGAUGUUGCCAGUUUUGCCAAUCGCCGUAUUCCCAACCGCCCUUUGACCCCACAGCCCUUCAGACGACCCACACUCACUUUCACUGAUGAUAAGAAUGAUGACGACGAUGAUGAUGACAGUGAAGAUGACAGUUCUGAUGUCACAACUCCUUCCUCUCCAGAGAAGAACAGUAAUCUCACAAGAAGGUCCCGCCCUGUGCAGAGACAAGCUUCAGCACCAGGGUUCCAAUUCAGACGAGAGAAGUCUGCAGGAGCUCCAUUUUCAGUCAAAUUUCGGGAUUCAUUGUACAACAGAAGAAGCGCUGAGACAGAUCAGAUUUUCCCCGCAGAUGAAAAUAAACCGAUAUUAAAACCAGAAAUAAGCAACGGGGUUUCUAGAAGUCAAUCUCAGUCAGGUCCUAAAACAGAUCGACCACCGCCUACACAAGCCAUAGUUAUCAGACAUGAGCCUCCGAAAGUACCAGUCAAUGACUUGUCCCUUGCCACAUCAAAAACCAUCAGCCAUCAGGCAUAUUUGACCAACAGUAGCUUGGAUUCUGACGCAAAAUACCCUUCAUAUUCCGGUGAUUAUAAUAGGUAUUUAGAUAGUAAAAAGACAUCAAAGAGUUUACUUUCGCAUGAACCCGCAAGUAUACUGCAGGUGAAGUACGAUAGCAAGGAUAGUUACCCUAGCCACGGGCUAAAAUCAUAUCGUGAUGCUCAUUCUGAUGCUGAUGGGGCUAGAAAGAAACUAGCUCAGUUAAUAAUCAAACCAGACAGCAUGAAUAGAGCAUAUGCAGACCGGACAGGGGGUGGUACUGAUUCAGGGGAUGUAAACUGUGGUUUUGUGAGAAAUGGUUCCAGGAUGUACGACAAGCAGAAAAGUUCAGAACUAGUCAGGUUUCAGCAGGAUCGUUACUCGGAUGUGAGUAUACCUGAAACUAGUUCCGUAGCCCAUUCUUAUCAGUUAGAUAAUUUAUGUUCAGACAUCAGAGGCCGGGAUGGCGAGUUCAUGCGAGAUCGAUGGUACAGCAGUAGUUCACAUUUCGGUAACCGAAGAGCAGGAUAUGCUCGUUUGGAAGAAGUAGACGACUAUUUUGUUGAUCUCGAAGAGCCGACAGAUUUCCCGCACCUGUCAGACUUUAGAACCAAAGUGCCAGGGGAAGCGUUCCGCAAGUUGGCAGACAAGCAUUUCGGUGACGGUGAUAGGUCGAGGGAUAAUUAUCUGUCCAGGCUUACAGAUGGUUACGUCUCUCCACACUUGAAUGGUGAUAUCAACCGCCUGAGCAAAUAUACUAAUGUGAGCCGGACAUCGGACCUUCCUCCAACUGGGAGACACGACCGAGAUAUUAUCCCCCGCUCCAACACUGACCACAGUAUCCACUAUAACUCCAGUCUGGCGCCUCCCCCUUCCCCCACCCCUCCGCACAGUAUUCAAGAGGAGCAGAGAUUCAGCAGUGCUGCAAUCUCGUCAUCACUUCCAUCAUCCUCUGGUGGUUACCUCACCACAGGCCGCAUAUCCAGCAGAGAAAUAAGCUCCAUACAGAGCUAUGAAUUUGCAGGAAGGCAUGUGGGCACUCAGGAGGUGCUGAUUCCAACAGGGAUCCAAACUCUGCCUGGAUAUUCACAGAGCAUGAGGGAAAGCAAAUAUCGCUUUAGACGGCCCAGAGGAACAUGGGGGAUCAAACCCCCGAAACCCGCCACUAACAGCUUGGAGAGCAUGGCCACACCAUGUUUACGAGAAUCUUCAGUAUAA
This is a messenger RNA of Candidula unifasciata, 4197 nucleotides long. The record is from the annotation of a GenBank genome assembly. NCBI's taxonomy places the organism in Eukaryota, Metazoa, Mollusca, Gastropoda, Stylommatophora, Geomitridae.